AUGGAGGUUGACGUUUCAAAUCAACCAAACUUACCAACACCUCCUUACUACAACCGUCUCCAUGAUAUGUCUAAUAAAAUGAUUCAGAUGGAACGAGAUGGUAAAGUAAUGAUUGAAAAAUACCAAAAAUAUAUCCUUAUUUAUGGUGCGUUAUUAAUCGUGUUUAGUACUGGCCUUUUUUUUUAUUGUUUUUAUAUUGAAAUGAACUGGAUCCAAUCACAUCUAUUUCUGUUGAUUUUUACAAUUGGUGUAAUUGUCAACACAUUAUUUAGAUUGUUUUUACCAAUUAAAUCAUCCUAUUAUAAUGGUGGAUAUAUACCAGUUUGUUCAGAAGAAGAAAGGUCACAGGCUAUUGAACGUGCUCAACUUGCUCUAAAAUAUAAUAAAAAACUAAUAGAAACAAAUUACCUAGCACGCUAUUGUAUUUAUUGUAAUCAUUUUCUUCCUCCUCGAGCUUAUCAUUGCAUGAUAUGUAAUAAAUGUACUUUAGAACGAGACCACCACUGUAGUUGGUUAGGGUGUUGUGUAGGUAAAUCCAAUUUAAGAGCAUUCUGGCAAUUUCUUGUUUCUAUGGGAUUAAUUGGCUUUAUUGGAUCAUAUCAUUUCUCAAUGUUUUGGUAUGAAAUUUUAUUUGUUUCAAACAUUUGGACUCCAUUUAGUUUUAAGAUAGGAUUACUUUAUUAUUUUAUCAUAAUGAUGACUUGUAUCUCUUUCUCAAUCACAGCACUAAUGAUCUUGAUGUUGUAUAUUCAUACAAGAGAUAUCCUUUAUGGAUUAUCAGGUGUAGAAAUAGGAGAGUUAAAUACAAAAGAACAUAACCAUGAAAAUGUUCAUCAUCCACCAAUGAGUUUUAGUAAUUUUAAGAAGGUAUUAGGUCCAAAUAUAUUGUAUUGGAUAUUUCCUCUUCAAAUAAAUUAA
Messenger RNA from Entamoeba dispar SAW760, 918 nucleotides. RefSeq names its product palmitoyltransferase ZDHHC18, putative. Lineage: Eukaryota; Evosea; Mastigamoebida; Endamoebidae. The record is from RefSeq and is a predicted model, not a curated record. Gene Ontology annotation, cellular component: Golgi apparatus; endoplasmic reticulum. Gene Ontology annotation, biological process: protein targeting to membrane; peptidyl-L-cysteine S-palmitoylation. Gene Ontology annotation, molecular function: protein-cysteine S-palmitoyltransferase activity. The coding region runs from base 1 to 918 and encodes 305 amino acids. The transcript has a single exon.